AACAAUUACACAACACAACUUGUCUAACUGGUGACACGUCACUGUGAAGUAAAAGGAAUGCAACCGUUUCUCUCCACAGACAGACCCGAUCCGCCAUCAAAGGAACAUCAUCGCUACACAACCUCGACAUUUACAGGAUAUUACACUGCAGACAAAUCGGUGAGUCCUUUCUCCUGAAGACAACAGAAGAUGGCUGACUCGGCUGUUUUUCAAAGUUAUUUGAACUGCCCCGUUUGUGCUGGAACGCUGAAAGAUCCCGUAUCUCUGAGCUGCAGCCACAACUUCUGCGCCAGCUGUCUGCAGAGAUUCUGGCAAGAAUCUAGGAGCAGAAACUGUCCUGUUUGUAGAAGAAGAUCCUCAAGAGAGAACCUCUCUGUGAACUACACUCUGAAGGAACUCGCCAACUCUUUUGCCGGAAGACAGGCGCCUGAACCAACCCCGUGGCUCCAACCACCUGAACCAUCCCCGUGGCUCCAACCAUCUGAACCAUCCCCGUGGCUCCAACCAGAACAGAAGCUAAUAGUGGUGUGUAGCAUUCAUCCAGAUGAUCCAAAAUACUUCUGUAAAGAUGAGCAGAGAGCUGUGUGUCACAUGUGUGAGUUCACGCUCCACCAAAACCACAAAGUGGUUCCGAUAGACCAGGCGAUCAACGAGCUGAAGGUGUUGCUCAGAUCUGAUUUAAAGUCUCUGCAGGACAAGAGGAACUGGAACAUGCAGGCAGAGAAAGCAUACAGCGAAAUGGCAGAACACCUAAAAAUCCAGGUGUUGACGACUGAGAGUCAGAUCAGGGCAGAGUUCAACAAGCUCCACCAGUUCCUAAAACAGGAAGAGGAGUCCAGACUGGCAGCUCUGAGGGAGGAAGAGGAGCUGAAGGGAACGACUAUCAAUAGAUUUCUCGGCAGGAUUCAGGAGCAGAUCUCUUUGUUGACAGACAGUAUUUAUGCGAUUGAAGAGGAUCUCCGUAAAACUGUCUUGCCAUUCCUCAGCACCUAUAAAGCCACUCAGAGCAAAGCCAGAAGUCACAGGUCACUGCCAGACCCACAGCUGGUUCCAGGAGCUCUGAUAGAUGUGGCCAAACACCUGGGCAACCUGUCCUUCAAAGUCUGGGAGAAAAUGAAAGGGAAGGCCCUCUUCAGUCCCGUCAUUCUGGAUCCAAACACCGCUCACCCCAGCCUCUAUCUGUCCGAUGAUCUGACUGGUGUUAAAUGUGGAGAAACAUGGCAGCAGCUUCCUGACAACCCAGAGAGAAACAUCAAGUACGCCAACGUUUUCGGUUCCGAGGGCUACGGCUCAGGGAAGCACAGCUGGGAGGUGGAGGUGGGAGAUCAUCCUGACUGGAUUAUUGGUUUGGUUAAAGAGUCUUUUGACCGAAAGAGAGAGACAUUUGCUUCAGCUAAGUUUGGAGUUUUAGUUCUGGUGCAUCGCGGUGGAAAAUACUCCAACGGUGCGGGCAAGGCAGUGACAGUCAGGAGGAAUCUGCAGAGGAUCAGAAUCCAUCUGGACUACAAUGGGGGAGAGGUCUCCUUCUACAGCUGUGACGACAGGAGUCUCCUCUGCAGUCACAAAGACACUUUCACUGAGAAGCUCUUCCCAUACUUCUGUAUCGGAAAGGCCGGCGAGGUUAAAACAUCUCAUGUUAAAGUCUGUAAAAUGUCUUCCUGAGUUAUAAAAUCAGAGAAUGACAGGUAUGCUCCAUCAGAAAACAGAAAAUAUCUGUGAAUACUACAUGCAAACAUACAAUACUACAAAAAAAAUGUAAAAAAUUAAUUAAAAACAUAAAAAUAUCAAAAUGUUAAAAAUAAAACGAGGGAAAUGCUGGUAGACUUCUUUUUUUUCCCAAUUAUCCAAAAUCCCAGAGAUUUUACUAAUGACUAUUAUAUAAGAAAUAACUUUCACUUCUUAAUAUGAAACAUUUAUUUUGUUUUGUUUAUGUAUCAAUUUUUUGUGGUGGGUUGAUGUUCUUCAUUUUACUGUCAUAAUGAGAUUUACAAAGUGUUUGUGAUGAAAUUAUUUGCAUUCCUUUGUUUAAUAUUUGUAUAGAUUAUUUUUGCUGAAGAGGAAUCAGGGAUUCAACUGUUUUAUUUUAAUGUCAGACCUCCAAGCUUGAAACUUUACUGUUGUUAAAUUGGACUAGAUUAUUGGGAUUUGUAUGUAUCUUCUUUUGUAUUUUAUCUUAUCAAAGGUAUUUUUGGUAACUUGGACCAAAACUUUUAUUUCAGUUUUGGUCUGGAUCUCUGAAGGUGAAAAUUGAAGUAACUUUAUACUUAUAUUUGCACCAAUUCUACUGUUGAAUUUGUUAUUUCUUACUGAAAAUGUACAUAAAGAAAAUAACCACAGUCCAUCGAUAUGUGCAUCUGGACUUUAUAGAAACAUUAAACAUUGCAGCA
This is a messenger RNA of Gambusia affinis (western mosquitofish), 2387 nucleotides long. RefSeq names its product nuclear factor 7, brain-like. Lineage: Eukaryota; Metazoa; Chordata; Actinopteri; Cyprinodontiformes; Poeciliidae. Gene Ontology annotation, molecular function: zinc ion binding; protein binding. The record is from RefSeq and is a predicted model, not a curated record. The transcript has a single exon. Bases 190 to 1662 code for a protein of 490 amino acids.